Messenger RNA from Plasmopara halstedii, 252 nucleotides. RefSeq lists its product as uncharacterized. The record is from RefSeq and is a predicted model, not a curated record. The transcript has 2 exons. Lineage: Eukaryota; Oomycota; Peronosporomycetes; Peronosporales; Peronosporaceae. Bases 1 to 252 code for a protein of 83 amino acids.
AUGAGAUCACUUGGCUCGUCUUGCAAUGGAUCCGAAAAUCCUGGACGUCGCAAGCCUCCGCAUGUUUAUAUCACGAAUCCUUGUUUUAAUCCUUCAAUUGAACAUGCCAAUAAUACGAAAGAUAUAGACAAUCCUGGUGUCCAGGUAUUUCUGCGCGUACGUGAUGACCAAAUUACAGCAACUUUCCCGCAGAACAUUGACAGAAAAAAUGCAGAUGAAGAAUGCUUCCCAUUGAUUACAGGUAUAGAUUAA